AUGUCGGCAAAAGCCAAUAUGAACGGAACGAAGUACCCGCCAGUGAAGGAAACUUUACCAGAGGUUGAAACGGAAAGCAACGGGAAUGGACACAAAAUGUACUCUUAUGAAAUGCUGGUAGAGAUGUCCGACUACCUCUUAACGAAGACCAAAAUCCGACCAAUAAUUGGAAUAAUUUGCGGGUCUGGAAUGGGUUCGUAUUGGAAAGACGGUUCCUUAGCUGAGACUAUAACAGAUGCUGAAAAAAUACCAUACGAGGAGAUUCCUAACUUCCCAGUGAGCACAGUAGAAGGUCACCACGGUCGGCUGGUAUUUGGUCGUCUUGGAGAUGUUCCAGUUGUGGCCAUGCAGGGCCGCUUCCAUUACUAUGAAGGAUAUCCCUUAUGGAAGUGUUGUCUACCUAUCCGAGUUAUGAAAUUGUUAGGGAUAAAAACUUUAAUAGCCACGAACGCAGCCGGUGGAUUGAACCCAAAUUACAAAAUCGGCGAUCUCAUGAUUGUUAACGACCAUAUAAACAUGAUGGGUUUCGCUGGGAACAAUCCGUUGCAUGGCCCCAACGACGAAAGAUUCGGCCCUCGUUUCCCGCCAAUGAAUAAGGCCUACAAUUAUGAAUACCGGCAAAUCGCAAAAAAGGUUGCGAAGGAACUCAAACUAGACAACAUCGUCAAAGAGGGUGUAUACACAUGCCUAGGAGGACCUAACUUCGAAACCGUAGCCGAAUUAAGAAUGUUGAAGAUGGUCGGUGUCGAUGCUGUGGGUAUGUCGACUGUACACGAGGUAAUAACAGCAAGACACUGCGAUAUAAAGGUGUUUGGUCUAUCGUUGAUAACGAACGAAUGCAUCACAAAUUACGACGCAGACACUGAGGCUAACCACGAAGAGGUUCUGGACGUGGGCAGAAUGAGGCAGGAACUCCUAAGGGAAUAUAUCGCUAGACUAGUUUCUGAAUUCGCCAAAAUUGAAAGGACCAAAUGA
Messenger RNA from Leptosia nina, 975 nucleotides. The record is from the annotation of a GenBank genome assembly. Lineage: Eukaryota; Metazoa; Arthropoda; Insecta; Lepidoptera; Pieridae.